AUGAAAGCAGAUAGAUCUGUCACACCUAGAAGAAGGGAUUUCAACUACCUAUAUAGUCAGUACACAAAGGAUGAGUUUGGUGGCAAGAAUGGAGAGAUGUUUCAAAGGCUGGAAGAGAAAAUGGAGGAAUAUCAGCAAAACAAUCCAGGUAUGUGCUAACUUAUAAAGCUAUGUUUACAUGUUGCAAUUUGUCAAGCUGAUUUCAGGUGCACAUUCAUGAUAUCUGGCAAAUAUAGUCAUGAAAUGAUUAACUGAAAAUAUUUUCCAGUAGCAUUUGGAAAAAUCUAAAAUCAGCCCAACAAAUCGCAGUGUGCAAUGCAUGACAAUGACAAAUUAACCUUUACAAGAUAAUUUAAAAGCAAGGAUGAAUUUUGAGAUUUUUCAGCAAAAUCUCAAAAUUCAUCCUUGCUUUUAAAUUAUCUUGUAAAGGUUAAUUUGUCAUUGUCAUGUCCAUUUCAUGUGCAAAAUUUCAGGGGGGUGCAAGUUGAAGGUACAGAAAAAUGUAUUGACUAUCGAGUAUUGAAGCUCCUUAGCCUAGCUUUUAAUUUGCGAAAUUAGACGAAAUGAGGCAAAUCAAUCCAUAUUUUCUACAGUUAUACUUCAUUGAAAGCAUACUUAUCUAACAAACUGCAGACUAUCUAAUAAUAACAAAUUUUCAUUACUUUCAUUCAUACAAUUACAAUCAGCAAGCUGCAUAAUUAUCUUGGGAGAUGCAAAUUUCUUUCAUGGGGGUGGGGUGGGGGUGCAAGUAAUUUCUGGGGGAGUAUGCAUAUCCCCCGCGUCCCCAGAAAGUCCAUCUAUGCUUAAAGUAUAAAAUGUGUAGAGCUUAUUAAAACAUGAUAAGAAUGUCAUAUUAAUAUUUUUCUAGAUGCAUCACUAAAGUAUCAGGUGUACUGUGGUGAUGAAAUGCCCCUUAUUAUCAGUGUUGUCACACCUUUAAUGAAGCGAGUUCACAAGGAAGUGCCUCAGUGUGGCGAGCUUGUAUUUGUUGAUGCCACCUCAAAUACAGAUGAGCAUAACCUGAAAGUUUUCUUGUUGUGUACACAUAAUGUAUCUGGUGCACUACCCUGUGGCCUUGUCAUAACAAGCGACGAAAAAGAAAGCACGGUGAAGCAAGCGUUUCAGAUGUUAAGUGAUUGCCUUCCUGAGUAUGCUUUUAAUGGUCGUGGUCCCACUACAGGUCCUGAGGUUAUUCUUACAGACAACUGCCUGGAAGAACGUAAUGCCUUGAAGAGUGUAUGGCCAACUGCAACACUCCUGUUAUGCAUUUUCCAUGUUUUGCAGCAAGUGUGGAGGUGGAUUGUUGAAAAAGACCACCUUGUCAGCCAGCAUGAUCGACCUGAAGUCUUCAGCCUUUUCAAAAAGGCUUUGUAUGCAACGACUGAAGAGAGUUUUGAUGAUUGUUAUGAAGAUCUUUUGAGUGAUGAUGCAUGUAGCAAGUAUCCCAACCUUUUACAGUACUACAGAAACCUUUAUGUGAUCAAGAAGGACUUUGCCCUUUGCUUCCGAUCUAGUAUGCGUGUCCGAGGAAAUCAAACUAACAACUUCGUAGAAGCUCAGUUUCUGGUGUUGAAAGAUAUACUAUUAAGAAGAGUGAAGGAAUACAAUGUGGUUGGAUUGUUUGACAAACUGACUGCUGACCUGGAAAACCAAGGCAUUCUUUAACUAUAUAACUGGGGGGGGGUCAAAGCCCCCCCCCCAGCCCCCAUGGUGCCCCCCCCACUCAACCAUUUUGGCCCCCCCAGUCAAAGUCCCUUUUCUCUAAAAUAUAAGCAAAACAUGGAAUUUAGAAGGGAGGUUUGAUAUUCUAGUAACUGAAAUUUGCUUUGUGAAUCUUAUGUCCUGUCUUUUAUGUUUAAUAAAUACCUUAUUAGAUUUUAAACAUUUCCCAGGCAGUGGAUUGCAUUACCCAGACCCUAUAGAUUUGAGUUGUUGGACAAGUUAGUGGGGCAACAGGCCCUCGACCAAGUGUUUUAGUAUAAGAGGGGGGGGGGAUAAUUUUGGCCCCCACAAAAAAAACAACAAUUUGAUUUCGAAACUAGAAGUAUUUGAAAUCAUAUAUACAUAUAAUCAAAUAUCUGUAAUCGAUAUUUUGAUAACAUUUCUCGUAAUAAUCCAUCCUGACUCGCGGAUAUCAUAGACUCACAAAUCAUAAUGAACGAAUUAAUGAAAGGGCCAAACAAAAGACGUAUAGAAGACUUUGAAAAUGCCAUUUCCGAUGAUUUAGAGACGCAAAAUUUUUCCGCUCUGUGCCAACACAGUUCUUAGUCUAUAAACUGUGGUGGGAGUCGGGAACUCUAAGUUUAUCAAGCUGGCUCCCUAAGUGACGGCCAAGUUGUGGUAUCUACAUAAACAUACUAUGCAAGUACUGUACUUAACUGAAGGUCAGUCUAUCUACAGCAUUUAUAAAGUUAUAUAAAGAAGAACAGCAAUAAUCGAUAUUGAGACGUUUUUUAAUAAAUACUCUGAUUUCAGUAAUUUUUAGGAUCUAACCCAUCAUGUUGCCGAGUCAUAUGCCUAAUAAAAUUGCUUCUUGUUUUGACCUUAGUGUGGCAUAUUUUACAAGUGAAAACACUAGUAUCGUGAACACGGCUAUGUCUAUCCAGAUGGUGUUUGUAACCAAAUGAUUUGCCACAUGUUUUACAUGAAAAAGUCUUCGAGUGCUUUUUCAAAUUAUGCCUUUUUAACUGCAAUGCAUGGGUAAACUUUUGACCACAUUUCUCACAGACACAUUGUUGACAACCUUUGAUAUGGAACUUCAGGUCCUUGCUUCUGGUGAAAAUCUUGCCACAUUUCUCACAGUCAAGCUUUUCUUGCACCAUCUCUGUAUCAAGGUCCUCUCUUGUCUGUUGUGCCUUCAUUUUCCACUCCUGUUAAGCAAAUAUGUUUCAGAAACACUAGAUUUCAAAAUAUUUCUAGGGAGAAGCCUGUACAUCAUUAGAAAUUGCUAGACUAACAUAGGUUGUAAACAGUUAUGUCUAUUUAUGCCUACUGAUGUCAAGUUAUGUCUAGUGAGGUGUAUUGAUGUGCAUUAAUGUCUACUGAUGUCAAUCCAUGGGGAGGGGGGUGGGUAGCACAUCGUCUAUUUUAAUGAUAAAAAGGUCUUUUUUCAUUGAACUGAGUGAAUGUCUAUAGUAAAACAAUCAUACCACUCCUGGUAUAAUUGUUUAUAAUUAUAUAAAUAUUUUUACUCAAAAUAUUCAGUGAUUUUAGUGAUUUUCUGGGCGAGAAACAUAUAAAAAAAAUAAUAAGGCAAAGCAUAAUACUUUAAAUAAAUAUAUACUUCUAAUAUAGUACAAUAUACUAUGAAUAUUGAAUAUUUACCUUCCUUCUUUCACCGAUUUGCCUCCACAUUUUGGAUGCCACAGUGGACACUUUGCCAAUGUUUGCCUCGGGCCCAAGUUUUUGAAUAAUUCCAGGCUGUGAAAAGUGAAACAAAAUUAAAACUAUUCAAAUAAAUAUACGAGUAUUCAUUUAUAUGACCUUGUGAACUUCGGAACUUCUCUGAAAAUUAUGUUUUAUAACGCUAUUUUUAAAUUUGAAUACUCUAUCGUUUUAAAACGAAUUGUUGUCCUGACAAAUCAAGAUGGCAUCAACAAAUCCGGUAUGGUAUUUCGUACAAAAAUGAUUUCUAUCAACUCACCGCAACUUGUUGAUAAAAAGUAUUCCAUCCUGUUGGUUUCCUCACUGAUUGUUUUUCUAAAGGAUUUGCCAUCGUUUACACUCUUUUAUUAAUAGUUUUAUAGAAAUAUUUUCCCGCUAAAAACCACUGCACGUGAGCAAAAAUGUGACAUGCAGGACAGCAUGGGACAACGAGGAAUUUUGCUCUGCUUACCUAGAAUUCUAUAAGACUCGGGAUGGUGACGCCUGUUCCGGAUGGUAACGACCGUUUACGAAAGGGAAAAUUGCGACGCAGACAGACCAAGAGACGGAAAACAGCUCCGGACAUAUUUGGUUAAAAUCAUGAAUCUCGUACAUUCCAAAUCGCAAGAAUGCACAAAAAGCGAACUCGAUCUAUUCUCUGUGCCCCCAACGCAAAUCAGUUUAGAAAAAGGACACUGGGUAGAUCAUCAACCCGUUUCCAGUGUAGCCGAUGGCGGUGUCAUUACGUUCCUGUCUCCGGGCACUGAAGAUUAUGUGGACCUUGCUAGAACGAUUCUUGUGGUGAGAGCAAAAGUGACAAAACCCGAUGGCACGAAUCUCGGAGCAGCCGAAAAGGUAUGGUGUUUUUCAUAUUGAAUACACCGUUUUCAAAUAUUAAUUUCCUUCUAAUCCGUUUAAGGUUGGAGUGGUAAACAAUGUCCUCCACAGCCUGUUCAAACAGGUGGAUGUCUUUUUGAAAGGGAAACAAGUCACUCAGGCUACCGGAACCUAUGCGUACCGUGCUUACUUGAAAACCCUUCUGAAUUACGGUCCCUCUGCAAAAGAUUCACAGCUCACUGCUGCGUUGUAUUACAAAGAUACUGCAGGAAAAAUCGAUGUCGCGGAUCCUACGGUGGCAGGUGGUAAUGGCAACGCUGGUCUCAGAGCAAGAUACGUUUUCAGCAAAGCAAGUGGAACUGUUGAAAUGAAUGGCCCCAUAUUCAGCGACAUAUUCAUGUCCGAACGUCUCCUGUUGAGUUAGGUAGAUCUAAAAGUUAUUUUAAAUCGAAGCAGCGACGAGUUCUGUUCGAUGGCCUCCGAAGACGAUACUGAUUUCCGCGUGAAACUCACUGAUGCUUAUCUCAAGAUACGUAAAGUGAAAGUCAAUCCAGGCAUUUCCGUGGCUCAUGAAAUAGCUCUGAAAAAGGGACCUGCCAUCUAUCCUAUCCGUCGCGUCGAAUGCAAGAGCUUCAUCGUUCCCGCUGGAAAUCCCUCCCUAAGGAAGGAUAACCUUUUCAAUGAACUGGUGCCAAAAACAUUUGUCUUUGGUGUGGUCGAAAGCAACGCGUUCAAUGGUGUCUUAAAAAAGAAUCCGUACAACUUCCAGCAUUUCAGCGUGUCCUCCAUUGGAAUAACCGUCAACGGAGAAGAAAUGCCUUUUAAACCCUUGCAGCUUUCCUAUGGCGCAGCACCUAAAUACAUCGAAGCAUUCACCACACUGUUCUCUGGUACGGGAAAAAUGUAUCACAACACAGAAAACGAUAUAUCCCGAGAAGAAUUUCUAGAAGGUUACGCCGUGUACGCCUUUGAUUUAACACCGGACAUGUGUGGAGCCUCUCCUCAUUUUAACGCUGUGCAGAAAGGGAAUUUGGCCAUUGAUAUCCAGUUUUCCGCAGCGCCUGCAAAUGCUGUGAGUCUCGUAUGCUACGCAGAGUUUGAGAAUACCGUGCACAUUGAUUCCGAAAGAAACGUUGUCUACGAUUAUUCUGGAUGAACACUGCCCAGAUAACCCAUGCCUUGAAACAAGAUCCCGUAACAAGCAAGAAGUUUUGUGGUGUGUUCCCUAGCAACAAGCAAAUUAGUACAUGCAAACUGUUACAACAUUUUUUAAUAAGGAAGCCAUUGUUUUGGUUUCGCCGCCUGUCUUCUGAGUAAACCACGGAGAUAUUUCGCGGGACUUGCACGUGGUGAUGUUGGUGGUGGUGGUCUCGGUUGCGGUGUCUUAAAAACAGCCUCUUCCGCGCCAGGAGGACUGCCCAUUUGAACCUGAUCCCAUCUUUCCGUGUUUCUUGCAAUAUCUUUGGGUACAUUAAUCUUUGACAGCCCGCGAAAGAAUUCCUGCGCUCCCUUGGGAUUAAAAUUCUUACGUGCCCGCAUGGCAUCACUCACCAAAUCUGAUAUAUUCGAAUCAGGAAUCUCCUUACCGUCCACUUUAACUUGACCAGAGUCGUCCCAGGAAAUAACGUCGGGUCUUGCUUUCAAACGUCUCAAAAGAGUUGCCGCUUUCGGGCGUAGGGUUACAGGUAAAUGUCCGAUCACGUCCACGUCAGAUAAAGGCGCUUUCCCUCUGGACUUCUGUUCCGUAUCCGGUGCUAUGCGGACUGUAGGUAUUUGAUCGUCCUUCUGUCGCUUCAAACUCAGAUAACUUUCCAUGUUCGCAUUGUACAAUUUCUGUUUUUCGACAUCGGACAUGCCUGUACUCUGAAGAAUCUCUGACAUCGCCGUAUCCUGAUGCAUCAUGCUGGAUGUAAUUGGGGAGGUCUCAAUCUUUUGUUUCUGCUCAUAACGAUUAAGCCGACGUCCUCCGGGACCAAUACCAUGCGUUUCGCAUACUUCAUACUAACAAACUUCCGAGUACACUCAACACUGGUGGUACGAGAGCUGACAAUAAAUUUCCACCUUUCUGAUUAAGGUACAACUUCUUCCGUUUUCUUGACACUUUCUUAUUGGCUAAAUCACGGAGAUGUGUCUUGUAACGUGCUAAACGUCGCUUUUGCCGAGGUGUUACCGGAAUGACACCUUUAAGUAAAUUCAAGGAACACUCACAAAUAGCUGUGAUGACAUUCGCUGGAACGUUAUCGAUGAGUAAUUUUCGCAAUUUAGGUUUAGAUUUGACAAUGACUUGAAGAUAAGGAAGACUUCCUUUCAUGCGCUUUGACAUCUUGCAAAUGAUGACUUUCCAUAACACACGUAGUUUAAACACGUUUCACAUAAACAAUCUGUCUCUCUUCGGGUAAAAUGUUGGUCCUCAGACGCAUAUUUUCCGGCGUCAACUGAUGACAGUCGAUUACCAAAUAUCCGUAGGGCUUGCCCGUCGCAUCGUGAAAUGCAUCCAAAAGGUAUCCGGUAUGUUUAGGAAACAUCUGCCUGGCAAGUGUGGAAACACCAAGAGAGUCACGUGGAUUUCUAAACACGAUGAGAACGUGACUAUUCAAACUAAUCGUUCGAGAACGUUCGCCUGGCGGGAACAAAUUCUGAGUAAGGUACAGCACGGACAUGCCAAGGUGAUGGGAAUCACGUGUAAAUAGGUCCGAGACACGUGGGUCGUUGGAACAUUGUAACAUUAAAUCGUCUAGCACGACUAAUGAGUUAUCAUGUCCGCGCGUCAUCUCGCAUAAAUUAUCGGGAAAUCCUUCUAUCAGAGUUAAAUUGGGCACGGACUGCAGCAUUCCUUCAAAUUCUUUCUGAUAUAUGCCGUAACAGUAUAUUAUUUUGGUUGGCACGGGAAUAAAUAGUUCCUUUGCAUGCCGUAACAUGGAACGAACCAAAUAGGAUUUCCCGCUUUGACUUUGCCCACAUAUAAAAAAAUUUGCUGGUGUUUUAAAUCUCACGUCCAUCGUGUUCACGUGCACAACACGUACUGUGUCAUAAUUUGACGUGUUCGUUCGUUUUAUAACCCGAUCCGAGAAAUCAUUCUACGAAAAAAAUUCUCUUCUGCUUCUUCAAUUCGAUAUGCACUAAGGUCAAGGCUUCUCAGUGGGGCCGCGACUAAACGGACGGCCCUACGUGUAGUAUAUUCGGAUUUGUGUAUCAAAUAAACUAAAGCCAAAUAGGCCAUAGCACGGCCAAAAUUAUCACGUUGAUCGUGUUAGAAACAACCUGCAUUUCAUUAGGAUUAACAUACACAGCCAUUUGAUUGUACGUUGCUUCGUGGUCCUCAAGCAAAUUACUAAUAGUAUGAUAUAAUGUUCUCAUAUCAAUAUCAACGCCCUGUGUUUGCAGUUCAUCUAGUAUCACUUCCAUCGCAAUAAAACAACAAAUGAAUACAACAUGUGAAACCAUUUAUUUAUAUACAACAAAUUCAUCUAUAUACAGCAUAUUAAAUCCUAUCUAAAAGUUCUACCUUAAGCUACAAUUAGCUCGACGCACUAAUUCUAUGUUUUCUAGCUACAUUUCAUUAUAUAACAUUUAAAGUCACAUGUGAAUAAACGUUUUCGCGGGAAAAUACAGAACAAGGUCGUAUAUUGUUAAAAUGUUGUCCAAAAUGGUCGUCCUUGUGCUGUUCGUGGUCGUAAGGUCAUCGUUCGCGAUUCAUUGUACUGUGUUCAAAAUUUCCCAUCUCUUGGACUGCUCGAGACUGGGCAUUUCAACCUUUCCCAGCUAUGGAAAACAGAAUUGGGUCGAAGUCCUCGACUUGAAAAGGAACAAUAUAUCCUUUAUAAAUCUUUCAGCCAUUAUGUCCGACUUCCCAAAUAUUAACCAUAUAGAUCUACGAUACAACCCACUCGACUGUACCAGACUGUUACGUGUAAUGGUAGACAUUGCAAGUGACUGUCCCCCUACUACAGACAAGUCCACAGCACCGGCCAUUAGAUCGUCAACACAUCGGAAAUCCAUCUUCGUGUUUACAAGUCCAACAGCACCUCGAACCUCCCUGGUGAAAACCAUCACUGCAAGCGUCCCGACCCAUUCUACUGCAAGCGUCCCGACCCCUUCUCUGAUCGGAACCGGUAAGAACCAUAUCCUUUCUACUAGUGUUAUCAAUUCUGCUACCAGCUGGCGCUACAGCACUCGGCAUCGCCUGUUUUUACAUCAUUCGGAGGAGAAGGCGCCCUUCAGUUUAUAGGGAACUUUUCGUACUGAACAAUGCUCGUCGCCACUUCUCAAUCGAUUCCCUGUCCUCUGAUUCCCUCGACGAGGAAAUAAACUAUUCACAAGACAGUUCACUUUAAACGUCUUUCUAUAGUAAACAGCAAUAUUUUGCUGCUAUCCUUGUUCUGUUAUCAGCAACAAUUUAAUUUAGGGUGUUUCCCGCAGGGCCUUCAUGUUGUGUUAAUUUACUGCGAUUUCCAAUUGAGCAUGAAAUCGCGAAAGUUUGUUCGUUAAGUUUUGUCGUUUGAAAACAAUGUUUGAGACGUUAUUCUAUAAUGUUGCUAGGCGAGCUGACAAUGUUGUUAAGUAAAAUACUGCCAAGUUCACGACUAUAAAUAUAAACUUUAUUUCGUUUUGUAAUGAUUGACAGUUUUUAACGGUUUUUACUUGACAACAUUGUGUGCUCGCCUGGUAACAUUAUAGAAUGACGUCACAAACAUUGUUUUCAAACGACAAAAGUUAACGAACAAACUCUACGAACAAACUUUCGUAAUUCCAUACUCAAGUGGAAAUCGCAGUAUAAUGACAUCCCUGAAAUGACGAAUGUAUAAAAAUAGCUUGCGUACAAAAUGUUUUAUUGUAAAGGAGACGUGAAACUUACAGCGCGGAAACGGUAUCUAUGUUUAAAGGGGAAGUCAAGUCCGUAAUGUAAACAAACGGUUUGUUUACAUCUUGAACUGCUGUAUUUUGAAAAUAUGAUGUACUGUUUGAAUAUCUAACACCAUUUUGGUUCGCUAUGCUUCUAAAUGAAUAUGAAAUAAAGUUUAUGUUCAGAAAAAUUCGAAACAUUCGAAAUUUGGGCAAUUUUCACAUUGUUAUGCGCAGAACCGAUGCGCAGAACGGACUUUCCCUUUAAAUGACCUCUGCUCUAAGUGAUUAUGUUCCGAUAAACACUCGUGUGUUUGACAGGAAAACCCAAUAGCUUAUAAUAUAUUACCCGACAUAAUGUUUACACAAAAGUAAACAUACGUCCCUGAAACAAUUCGUAAUAUUAAUGCAAAAUACUAAUAAUUCUAUGUUGUUCAUUUCAGCGUGCCUAUGCAUUCAAAUAAGACCCAUUUGAAACACGCUAAAAUGUACAGCCCUGUUAAAACCGUAUACGCAGCACAUGCUAAGAGCUUCAGUGUAUAUCAGUACUCACACAUUGUACAUAUAGUUCCUUUAUUUAUAUUUAUAUUUAUAUACAUAUAAGACCUAUGAUCAUAAAAGCAAUGUUUAUAUUUACAGUGCAGUGUGAGACAUUGUUAUUGUGCUUUCGCCACUUUCCAACCGCCCGAGUGACAUUAGUUCGGUCUCAGAGGGCCCCUGCGUAGCAGCUGCGCUUCUCUGCCGCCGUCCCGCCACACAGAGCCUAUAGCUGUAAAACAGACACAAAAGCAACACUAUUCCUACGGUCAGGCCGGCAAUAAUAAAGUACAAAUUAGAAGCUGAAGCCGAGAUUCGGGUCGGAACCGUUGCGGGGGUCGGGACUACGGUCGAGGUUAGGGUUCCGAUGGGGGUUGGGGUUAGGAUCCGGGACUGAAUUGAGGUUCGGGGAGUGGUCGGGAUUAAGGUGGGGGUUGAGACUACGACAGGGGCUCGGAUCAAUGUUUGGAACGUGGCCGGGGUUAGGGUUCCGGUGGGGGUUGGGGUUAGGAUCCGGGACUGAAUUGAGGUCAGGAUUAAGGUGGGGGUUAAGACUACCGUCGGGGGUCGGAUCACGGUCUGGGACGCAGCAGGGGUUAGGGUUCCGGUGGGGGUUGGGGUUAGGAUCAGGGAUUGAAUUGAGGUUCGGGGAGUGGUCGGGAUUAAGGUGGGGGUUGAGACUACGGUCGGGGUCGGAUCAAGGUAUGGGACGCGGCUGAGGUUAGGGUCCCAACGGGGGUUGGGGUUAGGAUCCGGGACCGAAUCAAGGUUCGGGAAGUGGUCGGGAUUAAGAUUCGGGGGGGCAUUGAGACUGAGGCUCCGACGGGUGUUGAAAUUAAAAGCCGAGUUAAGGACCCCGUGGGGGUUGUGAUUCGGAUUAUAACCCAGGUACGGUGGGGUCCGUGGUCCUGGGGGGGAUGCAGAAAUGGCUGUAGACCCAAACGUAACAUUCGAAUUCGAUACCAUAUCUGGCAUACCUAGUUGAAGAGAAAGUCGAACUGUAUAACUAUAAGUUGCAGCAAAUGCCAACUUGCGCAAAUGCUAACAUAAAUGAAAUAAACUUACAAUCACUCCUGACGUCUAUCCCCAGAACCCAAACGGUUCGACAGUCAAGUGCGAGGUUGUCCCGCACGUCAAUAUGUUGCAAGUUCGGAAAAUAUAACAAAAGCUCUGUUAUAUUUAAACUAACAAGGCGGUUACGCUUAAGGUCAAUCGCCACAACCCAUUCUUCUUCUGUUCUCCACAGCCCCUGGAUGGUUUCCAGCGCUAAGCCGCUACAGUCCAAAAAACUUAUAAAACGCUGUUCAAGACAAAAUGGGGUGCUUCCAUGCACAAAAAGUAAAAUGCAAAACACAACAGAAAGCAUUUCGUAGAUCUGUCUAAAUUCCGAGUGAAAUAUAUCCUUUCAUGUAUACGAAUAAAUACUGGUCUAAACUACGUACGCUAAUGAACCGGUUAUUUCCUCCGUAAUUAUAUAAACACUUUGAAAGCUAUGCAUAAAGUGUGAGAAGACAGCGGUCAUAGCUAUAUAUAUUGAACUAUAAUAAUCCUUCCUUUCAAACAUGCGUAAUAUUGGUUAUUUAAAAUCACAAUACUAUGCAUUAUAAUGUAUUGUUAAUUUCCUGUAGCCACAGGAAUAAUCUGAAAAAUAUGCAGAAAGCGUAGGAAGAUAGAGGUCGAAAUUAAUCAUAUUAAGCGUGCUAAACACAAAUAAAUAUUGCGCAAUGUUCAUUGGUAACUAUUAUUAAUAAUUGCGUAACGCUCAUUUUCCAAAACCGGAAGCAGCAAACAAGCAUGUGGAAACACAAAACGGCGGGAAUCCCACAAACAACAACAAGUCGACAAAAAAACAAAAAUCAAAAAGCUAUGGGAAAAGACAAGAAAAAAGAAGCAGAACGACAAAGAAAAAUAAGACUUGAUAAAAAAACAAAAAUAAAAAGGUUGGAGGCUUUCUGGGCGUACGCCGAACAAAAAAAGCAGACCUUUCUCAACGAAUUUCUUGCCUUCUAUGAAGGCAAUCAAAACCAAAACCAGGAGACACAAGAAACCAGAGAACAAGAAACCCCACAGCAACCGUUGGGACUGUCACUAGCAAGCGAUGCGAACCUGGACUUCCUAAAUGAUCCAAACAGUUUGGACUUUAUAGAUAGUAUGAAUUUUGACUUUUUUAAUGACUUUUAGACAAUUUUGAAUAUCAACAUUUUUAUUAACACUAUUCUUUAUAACAGUUUUUGAAAAAUAACACAUAUUAAAUGUUCAAACUAUUAGCAAAAUCGUUUAUGAAUUUGUUCGCCAGGUAAUGUUCCUCGUGCUUUUCGGUUGGUUUACUUGAAAGGGGUUCCACAAAACUGACAUCUUGACGAGGCUCCUCAGGCACCCAAUCAAAGUACUUGCAUGAAGAUUCCUUGUCAUUUGAACAGCAGAAGAACUUUCGAUCUUUAUUGAGACCUUCCUUUUUCACUUUACGAAUCAUACACGGUAAUCCAUGGUGACACUCUGGUUUGACUAAAGGUCGUACAUCGCCCCAUACCCAGAAUGAACACGGCUUCAGCUUGUUAGAACAUACGAAAAACGGUCUUCCAUAACUUGCUUUCAUCAAAUCUCUAACGACCCGCAUUUUCGCAAGUUUACUAUGUCCACCACAUCGAGGAUGAGGCUGUUUCGUAGCUCUCCAUGCAGUUAUGGCUUUUUCAUACAAAUAACCCUCAUCUUCGCAACAAAAGAAAUUGCAGCUAGGAUUCUGAUUGCAAAACCAAAAUGAACCAUUUUGAGUUGUCGAAUGAGCAGCGGGUUCACCGUGUAAGCACCUCAUCUCUUCACAAAAGCUAUGAACACAUAAACAAAAAUCGCUCGUCUCCUCUAUUUAUAUUCUCCAUCCAACACGGCUAACCAAUCAGAGACGAGUAUGAUCAUGACGUAGUUUAAGGGUGUACGUACACCGUGUACGUACACCGUGUACGUACACCAUGUACAUACAUAGAUAUGUACGGGGUGUACGUACACCGUGUACGUACACCCUGUACGUGUACGUACACCUCUAGUAUAAAUACACUUCCCCAUAAUCAUCAACCACACAUCGAAAUGGAAUGCAUAGGAGUUUACCAGCGCCUGAAGAUGUUAUACCACCAGCAAAUAUACCUCUAUUCGGAAUCCUGGCGGAAAAUACCACAGAACCGGGACAGUGCUAUUUCUGUUUUGAACAGAUUGAUGGAAACGAACUACUUGCGAUGACGAUGCAAUGCUGUCAACAAAAAGCUCAUUGUCGAUGCCUCCAGAUGUGGGCGGUACAUUACAACGGAACAGACAUCGAAACCGUACGGUGCGCGUACUGCAGAGCACCAUUCCCGGGCAAGGAACUCUAUUAUCUGUGCCUACAGAACAAAAGCAACGGACAAGAACUGAACAAAACCCGAUGCUGUCAAACAACGAUCCAUAAAAACUGUACGGAAAUACUAAAGGAAAUACUGGCCAAGCUGACAUUCGAAUUUUCGCUAGAAUGUGGUGAAUUAACCUUCUGUGGAUGCAUCUGGCGCAAACUCUAAAAACAUAAUUAUCAAAAUCUCUACUGUAAACUACUAUAAAACCUAAUAAAUUGUUUUCAAAUAUUCAUCGUUGUACGCCAUUCUGAACAUUUCCUUACUUUCGGGUUUCCAUGACGUCAUUGCUUCCGCCGCUCCUGCAUACUAAUUACUUCUGGCGCUCUAUUCGCUCCUGCAUACUAAUUACUUCCGCCGCUAUACGGGACUUCCGCCGCUAUACGGGGGGGGGGAAUACUACUUACGGCCUUUUACGUAUAUACUAAAAUAUCCACUAUGAAUAACAAAUUCAACACAAACUCGACAAUACUCGUCUCCGCUUUUUUGUUAACAGUUUUACUGUAAUAGGUGUACGGUCUAAUGCCAUGUGGCCAUAUAUUAUUCGGUUUAUUUUACUAUAUAAACGACUCGCUAAUUUUAAUUUUUUGUUAUGAAAUUGACACAUUCUGUCGCAAUUUCCAUCGCUCAAAUGUUCGGUUGAACACGCCCAAAUCAUCAUCAGUCAAAAAUAAGUACGUGUCCUAUUGGCUAACGUUUGAUUGACAUGUGACAGUUAAAACAGUAAAAGCCAUAGAAGUGUCGCCCAGCUUGAAUCCUCGUGUAUCCCUCCUUAUUCCUCUUACGAGCGUGGAAGAACCUCUGGCACCCAGGGUUGGUAAAAAGCGUAUAUGCCUUUGAAAGAGCCGAAAAGUAUAUUUUACACCAUAUCCGCGUUUUACCCGAUCGGGUAAAACGCGGAUAUGCCUUUUAAAGAGCCGAAAAGCAUAUUUUACACAAUAUCCGCGUUUUACCCGAUUGGGUAAAACGCGGAUAUGAUGUUUAAAACAUAUUUUAGAGAAAAAUAGGUCAUCCGUCCGUCCGUUCGUCCGUAUCAGCCUUUUACCCUAACCCGGUCAGAAUAAUCAAACUUUAUUUACCCACGGUACUAUUUCACAAAGACAAAAACUAAAAUAUUUACAAGAUGUGAUCUUCCAAUAGGCCAUGCUAUAUAUGUAUGAAUAAUUACAUGCAAUUAUAAAAAUAUUUUAUUAAGUUAAUACAAUUAAUAAAAUCGAAGAGAAAAAGAAAAAAAGAUAAAUUGAUUAUCAAGAAUUAUUACCACUACUUGACACUAGAGCCCUUUUGGAGGUUGACAAUGAACCCAUAUUUUUUAUAUUAGGUAAUAAAUCAUUCCAAGCUACAGCUUCUCUGUACGAGAAUGAUUUUUUACAAAAGUUGGUACUUGGCCUCGGGAGUGCAAAGUUAAAUUCAGCCUGCCUAGUUUGAUGAUUAUGAAGUGUACUGGUUUUCGUGAAUAAAUCAAUUAGGUAAUCGGGCACCAUGUUAUUAUUUACGUGAUACAUAGUAGUACACAAUUGAUUAUUUCUUCUGAGACUUAAAUUAGGUAAAUCUAAUUCUUUAAGUAUAUUGGCUGAUCUAAAUUCGUACCCACGCUUUGCAAUGAUACGUGCUGCUCUAUUUUGUAAACGUUGCAAUUGGUUUUGAAGGGUAAUUCCAAGACAACCCCAUACUUGCGAGCAGUAAUCAAAGUGUGGUUAAUUAAGGUUUUGUAAACUGUUACUAGAGUCCUUACAUCAACAAAAUCUCUUAAUCGUCUAAGGACGUAAAGACCCUUGUUCACUUUCUUUGUAAUUAGAUCUGUUUGAGAAUGCCAGGUUAAGGUCUCAUCUACCAUCAUACCCAGUGAUUUAGUAACAGUUACUCGUUGAAUAGGCGUAUCUCCAAUUUUUAUUUGCAAUUCGGAGUUACACUGUUUAAGUUUUUGAUGUGAUCCAAUAAACAUAUAUUCAGUUUUGCUUUUGUUCAGGCUCAGCUUGUUGGCCGCCAUCCAAACUGAAAUAUUUGUUAGGUCAUCAUUUAACGUUUCAUACAUUACUCUGACAUCCUUAGUUGCCGUUCCUAAUUGAGUAUCAUCAGCAAACAUGUCACAAUCCGCACUUUUUAAGCAAUUUGGCAUGUCAUUUAUGUAAACAAGAAAGAGUAAGGGUGCAAGAAUUGAGCCCUGCGGAAUACCACUAAUUACUGUUCGUGGUUCAGACAGUUUGCCAUUAACUUGACAAUGCUGGGUACGAUUAGACAGAUACGACCUAAACCAGUCAUGCGCCCUUCCUCUUAUAAAUAUAAUUUUUUUAAUAAAAUACCAUGGUCAACGGUAUCAAAUGCCUUUUUUAGAUCUAAAAAGACAACUCCAUUGAUUAACCCUUCAUCCGUAUUUUGAUACCAAUGGUUUGUCAUUUUUAGCAAUGCAGUAACAGUGGAGUGGAGAGGUCUAAAGCCAUGUUAUGCAUUAGUUAGUAUAUUUGCCCGUUGUAAAUAGGAAUAGACCUGGUUAUGUACGAGUUUCUCCAUUGUUUUGGAAAUUACCGAAAUAAAGAUACUGUAUGUGUCGAUAAUUAUUCAUAUUAAAAUUAAGGCCACUUUUGUAAAUUGGGGUGACUCUUGCAUUUUUCCACUCACAUGGAAAUAUGCCGGUGGAUAUAGACCUAUUAAAUAUUGUUGUCAGCGAUUUAGCAAUGUAAGGUGAGGCCAGUUUAAUAAGUUUUGCUGGUAAUCCAUCUAGGCCCGAUGCCUUAGUAGAUGAUAAUGAUGAUGAUAAUAACUGGCAAACUUCCUGUUCAGUUAUUUCGCAGAAAAUAAAUUCCUGCAUUGAUUCACUGAUAUAACUCUAUGGUGGAAUAGAGCAACUUGAGAUGUUUUGGGAAAGAAUGAAACCAAGAUCAGUGAAAUGAUUAUUAAAUGCAUUAGGUAUGCCUGGAAUAUCAACCAUUUCACUAUUCUCGUUACGGAUCUCAGUUAUAUUUUGAGAUUUUUUUUAUUUGUGAAUCAAGUUAUUUAUUUAAUAGUUUUCCACAUGUUCUUAGUAUUUCCUUGAUUAUCCCUAAUCUCAACACUAUAAUGAUGGCGAAUGGACGAUUUAAUAAAUUUAUUAUAAGAAUUUCUAGCUGAUUUUAAGAUUUGCCAAUCAUUUUCAUUUUUAAAUUUCAAGGCCUUUUUCUUUAAUAAGUUCUUAUUUCGCUUACUAUGAAGUACUUGUUUCGUAAUCCAAGGGGUACGCUUCUUACCAACUUUACGGGUUUUAAGUGGUGCAUGUUAUCAACAAUUUCAGUAAAUUUAUUUUUCCAAAUAUACCACAUUCGGUUGGAAUCCGUGUAUGAAUCCAAAUUAUGGUUUUCGGACAAUGCUAUAUCGCGUAGGAAAUUAUCUUCAUUGAAAUUUUUGAAAUCACGGAACUCCAAUUAACGUUGGGAAUGACAAAAUGCCAUAUAUUAAAUAAUGGUCACUAAUCGUUAUUUUGGAGACUCCUGCUAAUAUAAUAUUUUCCUUUUUAUUGGUAUAGAAAUGGUUAAUUAAAGAUACCGAAUUCUUAGUUUCCCUUGUAGGUUCGUCUAUCAAUUGUUUGUAUUGAUAUAAAUUAGUAAUGAAAUUGAGUUCUUUCAUCAUAUGAUCUAGAUUUUUGUGUAAUAGAUCACAAUUUGUGUCACUCAGGAUAAUGCUCUCUUUCUCUUCCGUAUCAAUAAGCCGUAGAAUGUUUUCGCAUUUUGUUAGCAAGUCAAUGGGUGAAUUAGGUGUUCUGUACCAUGUUGAAACUAGAAAAGGUUUGGUUUUUAUAUUUAUGAAUUUCUAUCGUAAGAGCUUCAAUAUUAUGAUGACCCAAGUCAGGUCUUAUCAAAAAGUUAAUUGUAUUUCGUAUGUAGAAAACAACACCCCCACCAGAUCUAUUCCUAUUCAUAAAAACCCAGGUAUAGCCCUCCAGGGAAAUUAAAUCUAGUGGUACAUCAGAAUCUAUUUUAGUUUCAUUGAUUGCUAAAAUAUCUAGUUGUUGUUUAGUCAUGCAUACUCGUAAUUCGUCUAUAUGUUUUAAAAGGCUAUUAAUAUUAAGAUUAGCAAUUUUGAAGCCACGCUCAUUAGGAAGUAGAUUAUCAAACAAACCAAAAUCAUAUUCGGAGUUUGAUUGUAUAUGAGGCGAAUUUAACGUUGUAUCUGAGUUUGGGGUAGGGUUCUGAAUCAGUCAAUUUGUUUCAGAGGUCCUGAUACAGUGUUUAAAGUUUUGGGCAAGUACAGCAGUACCUCUCCUAUUUAGGUUCAACCCUCCUUGAUUUAAGUGACUCUUAUUAAUAUUCGAGUGUUUAACAAAUUCCCAUGAUUGUAAAUAACAUGUCGAUUCGACUAAUGAAUUUACUUGUUGUACCUUCUGAUCAUUGUCUUCACAGUCGGAUCUCGUUAUAAUUUCUGAUAUACUGAGCUUGAGACCAGGGGCUUGCUCAGUCGCGGCUUUCCCCAAUUCUGAAAUAUUUUGAGCAAUCUCUUCAGGCGAUUUCCCAGAGAGGUCGUUAGUUCCCACAUGAAGAAUAAGAUGGCUAGGCUUAGCUUUUAAUGUAAGUUGUAGGUAAGUACUUCAUAUCUUCUAUUUUAGCUCCCGCAAAAGUUCUGAAUAUUACUCAACUCUUAAGAGGGCCUCUCAGUAAAAUCCACCCACUGGUUUUGGGAAGGAAAAAUAGAUUUAGCUCAUAUUUUGCAUAUGAACUAGACUUCGGUCAAUAGUAAUCGGGCUUCUUUCAGAACGUUUCAACUUUCUGUUUUAUAGGAGUUUUAGCCCAUGUUGAAAUUUGACCUUGCGAGAGUAUUUUCAGACCGGAAACGAAGGGGAAUUUUACAAUAAUUCAUCUGAUUUUUUAAAAACUUUGUGAUGCGUUAUCCCUUCCAGUUACUGUUCACAUGAAAGGUUAAUACUAAUACUCUCGUUUUCAUGGAGAUUGAACAACUUUAUUUGCUUAAUACGAUUUUUUUUAUAGUUUUACGAAACUACGUUUUCAAGAUGGCGACGAGAGGCUGAAAAUUGCUCAUAUUUUACUUAAAAUAGCUCAAAAGUGGCACCUAUCUGAAGUUUAAAAGGCAUGUAAUUUGAAAGUAUACCUACUAAAGUUAAGUAAUCAGGAAUAAAACUCGUCUGCAAACAAUUUUCUGAAAAGUUAUAAAUCUCCAAAUUGGGUCUAUUUUUAGCUGUUUGUUUACAUUCGCGUGUUCGCUGUGAUCAGCGACACUAAUAAUUAUAAAGAGUUAAGAAUUUAAAAUAAGCUGAUUUAUUAUCCAGUAAACUUUCUUAGCUUGUUCACAGGAUUAAAUACAAUUUUGUGAAAAUAUAAUUACAGUAUAUGCAAGCAAUCGUGUACAUAACAUUGCCGAAUUCGAAUUGCUUUUAUCCAUCUACACUUAACUUACACUUGCACUAAUUACACUUACGCAUACUGUAGUACAGUUACAGCGAUUCUACUGGUGUCUACGACCCUGAUAUCUUCUAAAGUUAUUAAAUAUAUAUUGGUAAUUUAAUAACUGAUUAUUACCUUGAUCUGCCGCUCCUACGGCGGGAGGUGCAUGUCUGCCGAACGACCAAUGUGAGUAGAAAACUUACAUAAGUGUCUCUGUGCGAUGUUUAGGUCAUGAAAUAGUGCUUCAGGCAAUGUGUUUUAAUGCACUUUGCAGUAACUCCCCUGAGUUUGACGAAAUUGCUACCUAUCUGAAGUUCAAAAGGCAUGUAAUUGGAAAGUAUACCUACUAAAGUUAAGUAAUCAGGAAUAAAACUCGUCUGCAAGCAAUUUUCUGAAAAGUUAUAAAUCUCGAAAUUGGGUCUAUUUUUAGCUGUUUGUUUACAUUCGCGUGUUCGCUGUGAUCAGCGACACAAUAGUAAUAAUUAAAAAGUUAAAUAAGCUGGUUUAUUAUCCAGGUUCUAAUUCACAACAUAGAAACAUUCAAAAUACAACUUUAACCAUUCUUACGUAUUCGAAUGAAUAAUUUCACACCUGUUAAAUAUCUUUUUAAAGUAUAAACGGGCGGUACUUUCUGUGGUUGUGGCAAUUAAUUUCAAAGCUCUCAGUACAAACCAAAAAAGCGGAAGUGGAAAGCUCUAGUAUUUUGACUGUUCUACUGUAAUUUGAGUGGGAAAGUUCUAGUACUUUGACUGUAAUUUUCACAAGUAGAACUGCAACACCAGCUUGGCAGUUAUUUUUGAUAGCAGCUCCUAUUUUUACUUUGUGCAUGCUUGAGUCAUGGAAAAGAACUGUUCUUUUGCUGGCCUGGGAAAUUUUGCAUGUGGAGAAAGCCGGGGAAUACAGAAAGUUGUCCAAAUUGGCGAGUGUAAUGAAGAUAUUUGUAAUCACCUCAGAAGUUGUCACCUCACGAGGCUUAAUACCAUCAACGAGAGUGAACUUAUACUUGCCAGGGCAGGGCACUUUCAUCCUACCCAGGAACAGCUGACAAACAUGCACGUUUGUCCUCAACACAGGGAUAAACUGGGAAGGUUCUUCAGACCUCUUCGUUCUUGCCAAUAUCCACUACACAACGGUCCUGUUCGAAAAUGCCACGGACGAGACGUGAUCAAUAUGAAGUUUUCUGAAGAGUGCUUAAAGCUAUACGGGUCAUUAGUCCAAAUUGGAUCCCGUAAGUACCUUCUAGUAAGAGUCUGCCUUUUGUUAGUGAUAAAUGACGAACUGUUCGAUUAAAAUCCCUGUAUCGCAUACCCACCGGCACUUGCAGACUCAUUAGCAUGUGAACAAACUAUAUUCGUGAAAAUCAGCAAAUGAACGCCACUGUCAUGCGCGCUAAUGCCUGUUUAUUUUCCUAUGAUUUAUUGCAUGGGGGAACUCGUGCAAUGGAUGCUUCUGGGAAGUGGGGGGGGGGGUCGCCAAAAGUCAGUGUUUGGGGGGGGGUCCCCAAAGGCUAGUGUUUGGAUGUGGUCGCCAAAGGUUAGGGGGGGUUGCCAAUAGUUACGGGGUCGCCAAAGGUUAGUGUUUGGAGGGGGAUGGGGGGGGGGUCGCCAAAGAUUAGCUAGGAGGUUGCAAAAAGUUAGGGGGCUUGCCAAAGGUUAGGGGGUUAUGAGGUUACGGUUAGGUGAGUGAUUGGUAACCAAUACUUAAUGUUAAGCAGGUACAGCAGAUUUUUUAUUAACACUUACAUACGUGUAAUGAGAGAUAAUAAAAACCUGUUUAUAUACGUGUAAUGAGGUCCUAACAAGAGGGUCUUAAUGGGAGUCUUUGGGUGUCAGUUGUCAGCUAAAAUUUAAGCCAGUUGUCAGUUGUCAGUGCGAUAUAUUGCAAGCUGUUAGUAGUUACUGCAAAAAGGCUGACUCGUCAUUUUUUCAUCAUUUCUCAGUUGUCAGUUAGGAUAUUUUGUCAGUUGUCAGUCAAAAAUUCAGGCAAAUGGCAGUAGUCAGUUAACCCCAUUCAGACCCUCUAACAACCUGGCAGGCGAAUCAAGCUUAAGGCUUAUGUGCAGUACAAAUACAAUAUUCUCAUAUUUCUAUCCCAGCAGUUGCCUGCUCAAUAACAUGAUUUUAUAUAGUAUAUUGUAAUGAUAUUUGACAUUUUCAAUCUGCUAGCAAUAUGUACACAGUGCAUCAAGUUUCACAAAGAUAAGAUGGACAACGAAGCAAAAUGGGUGAAACCCGCGGAGCUAGUACACGAGCGCACAAGACGUACAAAGGAAGCUGAAGAAAAACAACAAGACUCAUGCUCCGUUGAUACAGCAGCAAAGUGAGCAAUUAGCCUUUAUAUUAUUUAAUUUAAUGUCUCAUAUCAAUGCCUUGAUUUGCAAUUAUCGUGCAAUUAUCAUUGAGUAGUAUGGUUAUGUAUACCCGCAGGUUCACAGAUGAUUCACCUGAGGAAAGUUUUACCACAACCAAUUCUUCGCCACUGGAAACAAAAAGCUCCAUGUCGUUCUGGACACCCGGCUGUUAUACUGGUUAUAGCAGUUCAGAGGAUGAAGAUGACAGGUCGUCCGACCUGAUAACAGCAUACAACAAGACAAUGGAAUCUUUAUCCGAGGCAGCUUGUGAGCAUAGACCAUCGAUACUAACCUACCAGCUGAAGGACUGGGACUCUGCUUCAAUCAAAGAGAAGACGGAAUGUCAGGAAAAGGCAUCGGAAGCUUGUAGUUUAUUAUGCAAAGUUAUCGCUCCUAACGAUGGAGAAAGACUUUUUCAAUCUUUAUACGAACAAAAACCGACUGCAUCAAAUGAACUAGUAAUUUUAAUGAAAGCAUUUGCUAAAGCACCUACAAGAAGUUUAAAAACACAAAUACUUAGUUUAUAUGCCUAUGAGUAUCCGGUUAAAACUUUACAAGAACUGCACGAGCCUUAUGCAAGACUGACCCAGUGGCAGAUACGGAGAGCUCGUGCUCAUGCAAAAAUAGUCGGUCCCGGACAUAAUGUGACUAAGCCAGUCCGUCAUAGAAUAAGCUUAGACAUGAAGAAAGUUGAUCAUUUUGUCAGAUCAAAGUUGAUCAUUAAGACCAGAUCAACAAUGAUACCUCAAUAUCUACAGUAUUGUCGAGAUGAGGGUUGUCUUGAACCGCUCAGUACAGCAACACUGUAUCGCAUUUUGGAAGUCAGGGAAGCCUCUCAGAGAAAGUCGUUGCAGGGUUUAGAUAACACUGCUGCCGAAGGAUCGAGUUCUUUUCAGACUCUACGAACAAUUACAGAACAUCUUGCGCAUGCUGGCGCUGGUAAAACCUGGUCAAUUGCAGUAAACAAGCGACUUGAUGCGGCUAAACAAUAUUUGAAAACAAACUACAAAGUGAACUGUGGUGUUGGUCAUAGCCUGGUUGCUGAUCACUGCAAAUUAUAUGCUUUGAGUGAUCCGACAGAUACUGAUUUUCAAGCAUUAUGUGAUCACCAGCAUCCCUCUUCAUGCAGCAGCUGUGAGGAUCUGAAGGCAGUUCUUCGGGAGAUAGAGAAUGUUCUUCAGAACACUGGAAAUCAACUGUCAGAGGAGGAACGGGGAGAUCUUUUACGCGAUCUCAACGAGGCUAAAACAAAUAUCUUUAAAUGGAAGGCACACAUUCUUCGAUCUGUAAAUCAGGAAAAGGCAAAGCAUGAUGUCAUAGAAAUCCUUGAUGAGUCAUCGGCGUUGCUAGUAAUGGAUUGGGCUAUGAAAUUCACCCAGGUUAAAUUUCGAGAGAAACAGUCCGAGUGGUAUGGAAAGCGAGGCAUUAGUUGGCAUGUAAGUAGCACAGUCUCGAAAGACACUGAAAAGAAGACAAUUCUGUGACUUCAUAUGUCCACUUGAUCAACUCAUGUUCUCAAGAUUGGUUUUCAGUUUUAUCAAUUGUGGAAGAUCUAUUUUCUAACAUCAAAGCGGACAAUCCUCGUAUUCAACAUGUUUACUUGCGCUCAGACGAAGCAGGAUGUUAUCAUAACAAUCUCCUUAUAGCUGCUUUAAAGGAUGUGGGCGACCGCGUCGGUGUUUCUGUUAAACAGUAUGAUUUUUCAGAACCACAACAAGGCAAGGAUAUCUGCGAUAGAAUCAUUUGUCCUCUGAAAUCCUCAAUUCGUAAGUAUUGCAACGAAGGCAAUGACAUUCUCAGGGCUGAAGACAUGUAUGCGGCUUUGGAUAAAUAUCCCGUUAGAGGCACAACUUGUUCAGUUUCUCGAAUUAAUGAUUCUGUCACACAACUUGAAGUUCGCAAACUAUCAAAUUUCAGUUCGUUUCACAAUUUCAAAUACGACCAGGAUGGUAUUACUGCCCGGAAAGCUUAUGGGAUUGGGAAAGGGAAGAAGUUUUUUGACAAAGAAAUUUUCAAAAAACGGCAGAGUGCAACACAGCUACACACUGACAAAAGCUUCACUGAAAUAAGGGAGCUGCGAAAGUCUAAAUCAACCUGUGAGGUCAAAACACCAGAGGAAGAAGAUGGUUUAUACUUUUGUCCAGAACCGAACUGUAAUUACACUUUUACCUCUAUUCGAGACCUUGAGCAUCAUAUGGAUGUGGGUGCGCACAGCAGGUUUGUAGAAAAUGAAACCAUAUACGAUACUUUAAGACGGGAAUGGGCAAGUAAGUACACAACUAUCUCCACCAGCGCCAGUCAGUCUAGUGUCCCAACUCAGUCAGACAUGCCGUCUACACAAGAUCAAACACAGUUACCAAUGGGUUGGGCCUUGAGCAAGACGCGCGUGGGAUCUGCAAGGUUUCCACAAAAGGUGCGCCACUAUCUUAUCAAGAAGUUUGAACUGGGCGAACUUACAGGAAACAAAGCUGAUCCAUCCGAGGUGGCGCGCGAGAUGAGAAUAACAAGAACCGAGUCAGGAAAUCGAAUGUUUUCAAGAAAUGAAUGGCUGACCAAAACCCAGAUUAAGGGAUUUUUUUCAAGACUUGCUAAAUUAAGAAGAAAGGGGAUUGUUGUGUCUGACGUGGUUGAGGUGUUCGAUUGCGAACGAGAUGAUGAUGACGACGACGAAGAAGAAAAGGAAUCAAGAGAGGAGUUGAUCGAGGAAAUUUUUAGCAAACUACACACUAAACACCCGGUCAUUUUUGAGUCCUAUGACUUGUGUGAACUCCAUUCUGAAGGAAAAUUGGCAGUUUUCAAAGUGACCAUGCUGAAAGACAAAUGCAAGUACUUUGAACUUAAAUUUACAUCUAAAGACAAGAAAGCGGAUCUUAUAACAGUUAUUUCUUCCUUUAUUGAACAGUGUUCGUGUACGCAAUAAUUGGAUUAAGAUUCUUCACUCCUUCCAUUAG
This is a messenger RNA of Paramuricea clavata, 23623 nucleotides long. NCBI's taxonomy places the organism in Eukaryota, Metazoa, Cnidaria, Anthozoa, Malacalcyonacea, Plexauridae. The record is from the annotation of a GenBank genome assembly.